Messenger RNA from Chrysoperla carnea, 794 nucleotides. RefSeq lists its product as uncharacterized. The coding region runs from base 16 to 759 and encodes 247 amino acids. The transcript is spliced from 5 exons. Gene Ontology annotation, cellular component: cytoplasm. Lineage: Eukaryota; Metazoa; Arthropoda; Insecta; Neuroptera; Chrysopidae. Gene Ontology annotation, biological process: signal transduction. The record is from RefSeq and is a predicted model, not a curated record.
GAUACUCCAAUUUGUAUGAUUAAACCUAAUAGUUUUCAGUAUCCAUCGUUACAAGCAUUUGGUGAAGAAUUAGUUACGGUAUUGGAUUUCCUUCACGUUAAAUAUGUGAUUGGUUUUGGUGAUGGAGCUGGUGCUAAUGUAUUAGCACGAUUUGCAUUGGAGAAUCCAACACGUCUUCUUGGGUUAAUUUUGAUCAAUUGUACUGGCAGUGCUGCAUCUGUAUUGGAUAGCUUUAAAAAUAAAUACUUUUCAUGGUCUGGUAAACAACAAGUUGGUCAAUCGACUGAAGAUUUUUUGAUUUAUCAUCGAUAUGGUCAUCAACUAUUGGCUGAUACGAGUCCAGACAAAGAAAAUGUAAUUGAAGAAUUUCGCGAAAAACUUCAUGGAUUAUUAAAUCCAAGCAAUGUUAAACAAUACGUUUCAGCGUUUUUGAGCCGAAAAGAUUUAUCUUUAAAACAUUUAAAAGUUGAUACGUUAUUACUCACUGGUUUAUUGAGUCCGUAUGCAAAUGAAGUUGAUAAAUUGUUCCAAGAGGCCAAUAAAGAAAAGACAACAAUUUUAAAAGUUGAGAGAGCUGGACAUGUUUUAAACGAUACGCCAGCAAAAAUUGCCCAAAGUCUUUUAUUAUUCUGUAAAGGACAAGGAUUAUUAUCAUCAGUGGCAAUGCCUGGUAUAGAUCGACGUAUGUCACGUGGUAUGAGUAUGGAAGAAUAUGAUAAACCAAAUAUUCGACGAUUGUCAUUAACAACAUCAUCCUAAGAACUUUUUAUUCUUAUAUUUAAUAUAUAUAUUUA